GGCAGCCGGACGGCCUUCCGGAGCGCCGCCCCGGGCCGGAAGUCACCUCGCCUCAGCUUCCUCGCGCGAAAGCGUGGUGCGGGGCGGGCGGUCCCGCCCGGUGGGCGGUUGAGGGAACGGACCAGUCCCAGGGACCUUCCUUAAGGAGGCGAGGCCGCGGAGGGCGCGGGGGUGGAGGCCCGCGGCGCGAUGGCUCACGUCGGCUCUCGCAAGCGCUCGAGGAGUCGCAGCCGGUCCCGGGGGCGAGGGUCGGAAAAGAGAAGGAAGAAAAGCAGUAAGGACGCUACGAAGAGCUGCUCGGCUUCUAGAUCCCAAGGCCGCAAGGCCAGCACCACCACCUCCGGGGCGGAGGCCUCAUCUUCUCCCUGCAUCACAGAGAGAAGCAAGCACAAGGCCCGGAGGAGACCACGAUCCAGCUCUUCCUCCUCUUCUCCCAGCUCUUCCAGCUCGUCUUCCUCCUCCGCCUCCUCCUCUUCCUCCAGCGAUGGUCGGAAGAAGCGGGGGAAGCACAAAGACAAGAAGAAGAAAAAGAAGAAGAAGAAAAAGAAAAGGAAAAAGAAGCUGAAGAAGAAAGACAAGGAGAAGACGAAGGCGCAGCAGCCCGAGGCUCUGCCGGGACCUUCGCUGGACCAGUGGCACAGAUCAGCUGGGGAGGAGGAGGAUGGCCCAGUCCUGACAGACGAACAGAAGUCCCGCAUCCAAGCCAUGAAGCCCAUGACCAAGGAGGAGUGGGACGCCCGGCAGAGCGUCAUCCGCAAGGUCGUGGACCCGGAGACGGGGCGCACCAGGCUCAUUAAGGGAGACGGCGAGGUUUUAGAGGAAAUUGUGACCAAGGAACGACACAGGGAGAUCAACAAGCAAGCCACCCGAGGGGAUGGCCUGGCCUUCCAGAUGCGAGCAGGGCUGCCGCCCUGAGGGCCCCACUGGCCAAGGUCUGUGGAUAGUGUUGGCACAACAGGGUGGGCCGCCGGAAGCCUGGUGGGGGCUUUUUGCCUUUUCUCCUGGGGACCGGCCUCUGGCCUAGCCUCCUCUCAGAUGCAGGGUGGAGGGUGGGGCCACUGUCCUUGUCAGUCCCCCCACUUCCUGAAAGAGUGAAACUUCCCAGGUAUUAAAUGUUCCCUCAUUGGCGACACA
This is a messenger RNA of Pteropus alecto (black flying fox), 1134 nucleotides long. It is a transcript of the gene ARL6IP4, whose product is annotated as ADP ribosylation factor like GTPase 6 interacting protein 4. The coding region runs from base 190 to 915 and encodes 241 amino acids. The transcript is spliced from 7 exons. Lineage: Eukaryota; Metazoa; Chordata; Mammalia; Chiroptera; Pteropodidae. The record is from RefSeq and is a predicted model, not a curated record.